Cavenderia fasciculata is the source of this 2631-nucleotide messenger RNA. RefSeq names its product transcription factor jumonji (gene jcdI). The record is from RefSeq and is a predicted model, not a curated record. Gene Ontology annotation, molecular function: protein binding. Gene Ontology annotation, cellular component: cytoplasm. The transcript has 2 exons. NCBI's taxonomy places the organism in Eukaryota, Evosea, Eumycetozoa, Acytosteliales, Cavenderiaceae. The coding region runs from base 1 to 2631 and encodes 876 amino acids.
AUGGUAGUAAAACAAAAGAAAGUUGAUGUUGCUACAACAACAACACCGACUACUACACCUACCACAACUGCUACUACUCCAGCUGUAGUGUUAAGAGAGACACUUGGAGACUUUGAUAGAUUGACAGACAAGAUGGUGAUGGAGGAUAUCUUUUUCCAAUUGACUGUAGAGGAUUUAUUGGUGUGUCAAGGUGUUAGUAGUGCAUUCUAUGUCAUGUUGAAUGACGAUCGUUUGUGGAAGGAUGUAUUUCUACGUCAGAUCAAGGGAACCAAGAAACAAGUACAAUUUGUAAAGUCGAGUUGGAAGUUGACUGCAUUGUCGUUCUUGUUUGGAGAGAACAAGACUAUCGAGUCAUUCCCACACCGUCCAUUACACUUUUCAACAUUCCAAUCGAUGGAGAUUUACACUAGAUGGUUGAGACGUCACACAGCAGUCUCCAACUACUUUACCGAAGAGAUGAGCAAGGUGGUGGAUAGACGUGACGUGUCAGAGUUGUCGUUGCAAGAGUUUAUCGAUCGCUACGAACGUCCAGUUGUGCCAGUCAUCUUUACAGGCGUGCAAAAGGAAUGGCCCGCACAAAAAGAGUGGACCAAGGAACGUCUGGUCGAACGAUUCGGAGACAUAACAUUCAAGAUUACACAUCAAGAUCAUAAACGUAUACCUAUGACAUUCAGAGACUAUGCACGUUACAUGUCUGAGCAAUGUGAUGAAGAACCACUCUAUGUAUUCGACGACGCCUUUGGUGAAAAGGCACCAGACAUGUUGUCCGAAUACUCUGUACCACCUUACUUUCCAGAAGACCUGUUUGCAUGCAGUGGUGAAAAGGAGCGUCCUCAUUUCAGAUGGAUUGUCAUUGGUCCCCCGAGAAGUGGUGCACCAUGGCACAUUGACCCCGCCGGUACAAGUGCUUGGAACUCGUUGAUCAGUGGUCGCAAGCGUUGGCUCAUGUACCCACCCCAAAUCACACCCAUCGGUGUCUCUAUGGAAGACAUUGACGAAAAGUUUUACGGGUCUCCUCCCUCACUCCUCUGGUUGCUCGAAGUCUACCCAUACCUUCCACCCGAUCAAAAACCAAUUGAAUGUAUUCAAAAUCCAGGUGAAACUAUAUUUGUUCCAGGUGGUUGGUGGCAUAUGGUCCUCAACCUCGAAGAAUCAAUCGCCGUCACUCAAAACUUUUGUGAUUCUCAAAAUUUUGAACAAGUUUGUCAAGAGUUACAUUCUGACGGUAAAGAAUAUGGUAAUUUUAAGAAAUCAUUAUUAGAAUCGAAACCAGAAUUUCAAAAAAGAUUUGAUGAUUUUGAAUUGAUGGAAUCACAAGUUAGACAUGGUUUUGAUAAUUUAGAGUAUUGGACACCGAUGAUUAAAGAAUUGUUCCGUCGUCAUCUUCCCAAUCAACCACUGGAUGACAAUACAUUCAAGGUAGAGUCACCAAUUUCUGGACAGAGUCCAGUGUUUAUUGUAAAUAGUCAGUAUGUUGUAAAGUUUUAUUGUACCGAGUUUGGAGGUGAGAAAUCCUAUCUUCACGAAUCACAUCUCUACACUGUCAUUCGUCAAGAUGAUGUACUUCAAUCAGUCUUUCCAAGACUCCUUGGUAAUGGUUAUUAUGUCGAUGGUGUCAAUAUCAACUAUUGUGACAAUUUGAAAUGGAAAUGGCCAUACAUUGUUACUUCAUUUAUUAAAGGUGUAAAUUUACAAGAAGUUCAAAUUGUCCCCGAACAAUUGGAAUAUCCAUAUCCUCCUCCAGCAGUAGUCGAAGAAGAUGAUGACGAUGAAGAUGAAGAGGAUGAAGAAGAAGAUAUUCCACCAGUUGUCGAUGAAAAGAAUUUAAUUAAUCUUACAGCCGAUACAUUGGUUCGUUUACAUUCAAUUGAACCUGUUAUUCCAACCACCGAUGACAACAACUUGGUUACCAAUCCAUUCAUAACUGACAAGUCAGAUUUAUGGGUAUCAUGGAAAGAGGAAUUAAAGAAUCUUUACGACAAGCAUAUUGGUAACCAUUGGAAUUGGGGAGGUAUGCCACAACACCUUCGUUCAUCAAUGGCUCCAUAUCUUCCCAAAGAUCUAAACACCAUCAUCGAUACUCGUCUUCCACCAUGCUACCUACACACUGAUUUGACCGAUGAAAAUGUGUUGGGUGAGGUUAUCCACGACCAACCAACCAAUGCCGACGAUAAAAAGAAAAAGAAACAAUUGUCAUUGAUUAGAUUCCUCAAAAAGGGAUUACACAUGGAAGAGAAACGUUCGUCACCACAUCCAUCAGGUCUUUGGGUACCAAAAUACAUGAUUGACUUUGGAGACAGCAAAUUUGGUGAUCGUUGGUACGAACUCAUCUCUUUGCACUUGUCAGUGUUUGCAGGUGACAAACAACGUUUCAAGCAAUUCCUCUCCUCUUACACCUUUUCCAAACGUGAUGGUGAUUCAUUGGCUGGCAAGACAUGGCUAUGGCUCUACCAACAAGACCCACAAGCCUUUAUUUACCGUUGUAUGUGUUAUACUAUUAUUCACCAUUGCGAUGCCAUGACCACCAUCACUAGACAUUUCCCAACCUAUAGAAAUGCAAAAACAAUCCAAGAAAUUGCUAAAUUAAUGUAUGACCUUGAUUAUAAUCCUGAUCCAUCAACUAUUAUCUAA